Trichechus manatus latirostris (Florida manatee) is the source of this 3037-nucleotide messenger RNA. RefSeq names its product Fli-1 proto-oncogene, ETS transcription factor (gene FLI1). Gene Ontology annotation, biological process: cell differentiation; regulation of transcription by RNA polymerase II. Gene Ontology annotation, molecular function: sequence-specific DNA binding; DNA-binding transcription factor activity, RNA polymerase II-specific. Gene Ontology annotation, cellular component: nucleus. Lineage: Eukaryota; Metazoa; Chordata; Mammalia; Sirenia; Trichechidae. The record is from RefSeq and is a predicted model, not a curated record. Bases 222 to 1580 code for a protein of 452 amino acids. The transcript is spliced from 9 exons.
AAUUAGCUGAAAAAAAGUUUCAUCCGGUUAACUGUCUCUUUUUCGCUCUGCUACAACAACAAACGUGCGCCGGGGCGAGGGCAGGGCGCUCACGCGGGACGCGAAGGGAGGGCCUGAGGCGCCAGGAGGCCGCGCCGGGCGAAUCCGCAGGGGCUACAAGGGCAGGCUGCAACCGGGUCAAUGUGUGGAAUAUUGGGGGGCUCGGCCGCAGACUUCGCCAAAUGGACGGGACUAUUAAGGAGGCUCUGUCGGUGGUGAGCGACGACCAGUCCCUCUUCGACUCCACAUACGGAGCAGCGGCCCAUCUCCCCAAGGCCGACAUGACCGCCUCAGGGAAUCCCGACUACGGCCAGCCCCACAAAAUCAACCCCCUCCCACCACAGCAGGAGUGGAUUAACCAGCCAGUGCGGGUCAACGUCAAGAGGGAGUACGACCACAUGAAUGGGUCCAGGGAGUCUCCAGUGGACUGCAGCGUUAGCAAAUGCAGCAAGCUGGUUGGUGGAGGCGAGUCCAAUCCCAUGAACUACAACAGCUACAUGGACGAGAAGAACGGCCCCCCUCCUCCCAACAUGACCACCAACGAGCGGAGAGUCAUCGUCCCCGCAGACCCCACGCUGUGGACGCAGGAGCACGUUCGGCAGUGGCUGGAGUGGGCCAUCAAGGAGUACGGCCUACUGGAGAUCGACACCUCCUUCUUCCAGAACAUGGACGGCAAGGAGCUGUGCAAAAUGAGCAAAGAGGACUUCCUCCGAGCCACCUCCCUCUACAACACCGAAGUGCUGUUGUCACACCUCAGUUACCUCAGGGAAAGUUCACUGCUGGCCUACAAUACAACCUCCCACACAGACCAGUCCUCACGGCUAAGUGUCAAAGAAGAUCCUUCUUAUGACUCAGUCAGGAGAGGAGGAUGGGGCAAUAACAUGAAUUCUGGCCUCAACAAAAGUCCUCCCCUUGGAGGAGCACAAACGAUGAGUAAGAAUACUGAGCAACGGCCCCAACCAGAUCCAUAUCAGAUCCUGGGCCCGACCAGCAGUCGCCUAGCCAACCCCGGAAGCGGGCAGAUCCAGCUGUGGCAAUUCCUCCUCGAGCUCCUUUCUGAUAGUGCCAAUGCCAGCUGUAUCACCUGGGAGGGCACCAACGGGGAGUUCAAAAUGACGGACCCCGAUGAGGUGGCCAGACGCUGGGGGGAGCGGAAGAGCAAGCCCAACAUGAAUUACGACAAGCUGAGCCGGGCCCUCCGAUAUUACUAUGACAAAAACAUUAUGACCAAAGUGCAUGGCAAAAGGUAUGCCUACAAAUUUGACUUCCACGGCAUCGCCCAGGCCCUGCAGCCACAUCCGACUGAGUCGUCCAUGUACAAGUACCCUUCUGAUAUCCCCUACAUGCCUUCCUACCACACCCACCAACAGAAGGUGAACUUUGUCCCUCCCCACCCCUCCUCCAUGCCAGUCACUUCCUCCAGCUUCUUUGGAGCGGCGUCACAAUACUGGACCUCCCCUACUGGUGGAAUCUACCCCAACCCCAAUGUCCCCCGCCACCCUAAUACCCACGUGCCCUCACACUUAGGCAGCUACUACUAGAAGCUUAAUCAUCGGUGGUCUUCUAGCCGAAGCCCUAUCCUUCCCACUCCUAGGAUACUUUGGACUCGAAGGAUAUAUGUGGCCUCGAAGAGAAAACAAAACUGGAUGUUCUUUCUUGUUGGAUAGAACCUUUGUAUUUGUCCUUUAAAAACAAUUUUUUUUUAAUGUUGGUAGCUUUUGCUUCCUCUACGUUCAACAAAGAGAUGGAUAAUUCCGUGGGCCAGUACUCCAUUUUGGAUUCUCAACCUCUUAUCAUCUUAUGAAUUAAACAUUUAGAUUACUGGAAUGGUUUUCUAUGGUUCUGGGAAAGAAAGAAACUGUAAAAUCUCUUUAUAUUUUUAUGACCAAAGCAGUUUCUUCACAACACACGGGUCUCAUCAUGGACCCUGUGGGGUUCAGUAUGAUAAAGAGUCAUGGGCUUAUCCGGUCAUGUUCUGGUUUGAGUCUUAGUGAAAACAGACGCAGGAAGCUUAUGAUCUUAUUUUAGGAGGACUUGAUUCAGUGGAUGGCAACUGGAACAUUGGCUGUAAGGCCAGUGAGAACUCAACUGGAAUUUAAAAGAAAGAACGUGUGUGUGCGUUUAAGAAGCCAUGGGCGUUGCAAACUCCUUCUCAACGGGCAAUAUGCACUAGGCUGACCAUUCUCUCUAGAAAUAGUCAAGAUAGAAACUACAGAAUUUUAAUGCAAAUACAGAUAUUACUGAAAGACAGAGAAUGAGAAUUAUAUAGCUAAUUUUUUUUUUUUUUUAAAUAAUGACAGUGGGUCCCAGAACUUGGAAGAGUCUUAGGGAUUUCUAAAUACAAGCAGAUUCACAAGCGCUGUGCGUUUGUCAGACCAUCAGUCCAAGGUCAACCAACCAGAAGGCAACUUACUGUAUAAAUUAUGCAGAGUUAUUUUGCUAUAUCUCACAGUAUUAAAAAUGAGUAAAUAAAAAAUUAAAAAGAAUAAAUAAACGAGUUGACCUCGGUCACAAAUACAAUUUUACUAUCAAAUCAGUCGUCGUUAUUUUUUUAAGUGUAAUUUGUACAUCUUUUGUCAAUCUGUACAUUUGGGCUGUUUGUACGUUUUUAUAGCUGGUUUUAAAAAAGCAUAAUGUGACUAUUGUGGAAAACAGGACGUAUGAGUCACCGACUUAGUAGAAAGAAAAGCACUCUUCUGGUGUGGUUAUUUAACAGGAGUGCACAAGGAAGUAAAAGCAAUCCAUUUAAAUCUGUAAUGCUUGGAAAUGUUUGUAAAUAACAGGACUGCAAUAAUCACAACUUGGAAAAAAACCAAACUUUCCCUUGUGGAUACGAGGGAUCUUCCUGCUCCAUAUAUGCAAUAUAUUUUUUAGACAUUAAAGUAUAUAUAAUUUUUCAGGUAAUCAUUGACUUUUUUAACUAUAUUAAGUGUUAAGCUGACAACUGUCAAUGAAGACUAUGUUGUAAAAUAAUUUGACUAAAUAAAUUGUGCCUUCU